Telopea speciosissima is the source of this 1263-nucleotide messenger RNA. RefSeq names its product derlin-2.2. The coding region runs from base 126 to 860 and encodes 244 amino acids. Gene Ontology annotation, cellular component: Hrd1p ubiquitin ligase ERAD-L complex; endoplasmic reticulum membrane. Gene Ontology annotation, biological process: endoplasmic reticulum unfolded protein response. Gene Ontology annotation, molecular function: ubiquitin-specific protease binding; misfolded protein binding. The record is from RefSeq and is a predicted model, not a curated record. The transcript is spliced from 6 exons. Lineage: Eukaryota; Viridiplantae; Streptophyta; Magnoliopsida; Proteales; Proteaceae.
AUUUCUUCGAUUAACUUUCUCUACGAGUCUGUGCAUCUCUGGUUCGCCUCUUUCUUGUUUCCGCUUCUUUGAAAAUUGUUGUAGGAUCUUUGGAUUUUACGCUUUUGAUUCUCUGAGAUCUUGGAAUGGCUCAAGCGGUUGAAGAAUGGUACAAGCAGAUGCCCAUCAUAACUCGUUCUUAUCUUACAGCCGCUAUAGUUACAACCGUCGGAUGUUCACUAGAUAUAAUUUCUCCAUAUAAUUUGUACUUGAACCCAAAACUCGUCGUUAACCACUAUGAGUUCUGGCGUCUCAUUACGAAUUUCUUUUACUUUCGGAAAAUGGAUUUGGACUUCUUGUUCCAUAUGUUCUUCCUUGCUCGAUACUGCAAGCUUCUCGAAGAGAAUUCCUUCAGGGGAAGAACUGCAGAUUUCUUUUACAUGCUCUUAUUUGGUGCAACUGUUUUAACCACAAUAGUUCUUGUUGGUGGGAUGAUACCUUAUGUGUCAGCAUCUUUUGCAAGAAUCUUCUUCCUCAGCAAUUCAUUGACAUUCAUGAUGGUUUAUGUAUGGAGCAAGCAGAACCCCUUCAUCCAUAUGAGUUUCUUGGGUCUCUUUACUUUCACAGCAGCUUACCUACCAUGGGUUCUUCUGGGUUUUUCUGUCCUUGUUGGUACCAGUGCUUGGGUGGAUUUGCUGGGAAUGAUAGCUGGUCAUGCCUAUUAUUUCCUUGAAGAUGUCUACCCACGGAUGACAGGUCGUCGACCUCUAAGGACUCCCGCAUUUAUCAAAUCACUGUUUGCUGAUGAUACUGUUGUGGUGACCCGGCCUGCAAACGUUAGGUUUGCCGCUCCUCCAGCACAAGAUAUUCACCAAGAUUAGAAAAACCACUUGGGUGUGCUGCCCAUGGGGAUGUGGACAUUGUUGAUAUCAAUCUUCCCCUGCAAAUGGUUGGAGGGCUACACAUGAGCUAAGCAUUGGCCUUUUGUAAUUUGAUAGAUGCAAUCUGGUCAAGUACUGAGGCAUGGUAAAUUGGUGGUGGAUGUAGCUUUGAUGGUUGGUGUCUGACAAGAACUGACAGUGUUGGUGAUUGGAGAAUUACUAUAGAUCAUUGCUGAUGUUAUAUAGUCUCUGAUUUGAGUCUUUAAACCGGAUGUUUUGCAAAUUUGCAUCCAUUGUGUAUAUCAUAGCUUGACAACAAUGUUCCAUUUGCAUUUUUUUUGUAAUCUCAGUUUUGUUUGUUCUGAAAAAUUGCUUGGUCAGUCAAUUCUACUUCUACUCAGAC